This is a messenger RNA of Geodia barretti, 1193 nucleotides long. The record is from the annotation of a GenBank genome assembly. NCBI's taxonomy places the organism in Eukaryota, Metazoa, Porifera, Demospongiae, Tetractinellida, Geodiidae.
UGACUUGCUUACUAAAUUCAACUUCGUGCCACAGUCUGUACUAUCUGAGUACAGUUUUGAGCUCCCACCUUCUAUAAUUGGACGACUACUGUGGUAUUCUCAACCCAGAGACUGCCCUAUUGGUGCCAGGAGACAUAUAUCGGGAGUACAACUUGACAUUCAAUCACCUCUAACACUGCCGCCACUAAUGUCUCUGCCAAGAUAUCGGGAGUUAAUAUUCACAGAAGGUGGUUCAAGGCAGCUCUCUUCAGCAAUGAGCACUUGAGUCUGAAAGAUCCAGAUGUGAUGGUUUCCCCAGGGAUAAUGCGUGAAUUCCAGGAUAUCAUCAAGAACAGCACCUACCAGCUACCACUCUACCCCACCACCCUCCUUCUGGCCACCGACAUAGAACUCACUGUCGACGUUCCCUUCAUAUUCCACACUCUACCAACUCUCAUUAAAUUCUCUUACGACCCCCACAUCACCGGAGGGUUCGGCCCCUUCUCGUUUGGCCGGCUCCACAGAGCCAGUGCUGGGGACAUGAAGUUCAGGGUGGGUGUCAGAGACAAUAAGAUAUCCAUCACACUACCUGGAACCCAGCUGAUUGGCUAUGUCUGUGACGUGGUUCCACAACACCCGAGUAAGACCGCCCACGAGAUCGUCGCUCAACUGACUUUCUCACAAGUAACUCCAAAUCGCAAUUCAAUGAAUGGCUCUUUCACAAGAGGAAAAGUCCGCAAGCUCCAUUUCAUAGUGAGGCACACACCACUGCUAAACCUACUACCACUACUAACACUAACCACCCAGCUGAUGAUACUGAACACUACAAGUGCUAGUUGCCCCAACUCACCCAGCCAAUGAUGAUCAUCCACAAUGCUGUGUAAGGGUAUCAGCUCAUACAGCUUUCAGUACCAACAGCUCUUUGGGACAUGCUACCAAAACUCUUCAUUGACUUAAACUUUUACCUCUACUACAUAAUUAUCAUAAACAAUGCGCAUGUGAAACCGUUCCCCCCUAUAACUUUUAUUAGCUAUCCUUGAACAAGUGGAAAAUUAUUCUUUGAAACGAAGGCGGAUGUACGUAGGAAACAGAUAGUCUUCAUAUCCAAUCCUUUGUUUUCUGCGCUUGUUGUUCCCUUCCUUUAAAGGUUUUCAUGACUUUUGCACUUGUGUCUAAGUCCUCCAAACCUAUUCAUUGCCCAAAUUUCAAUCCAA